GUGAAGACAGUAGGGGCUGGAGAGGAAGGAGAAAGCUGCUCCCCUCUUGCAGGAAGACACUCUGAAUAUCAUCGUCAUCAUGCCGGCCUCUUGGAUGCAUCUGUGCUUUGGCAUCCUCCUGCUCCUCUGCAGACACAUCAAUGCAAAGACUGGGUGGCACACACACACUCCAGUGGAGCCUGUCGGUCAGCCCCCAGAAAAUGCGCGGAGUGUCGUUUUAAAAGGUAAAAGUCACACCGAUCAAGUGGAAGUGUUGCACCCCAUUAACUUGACGCUCCAAUGUACCUGGACCGGAAACCCCAACAAAUUAGACAACAUAACGGGAUACUGGAGCAAAGAUGGGCAGGUUAUUGACAACAGUCACACAACAUUGCGGCUGGAGAACCAACAGUACAAUCUCCAAAGAAUGUUCGACAUUAAAGAUGAAGAACGCCUUGGAAGAUACUCGUGCAUGUUUGGAUAUUAUGCAAAGAUUGAUUUUGUUUUGGCAGUGCCACAGAUCAGUGACGUGCGAGACAAACCCAUCGUCAGCUACGUGGGGGAUUCUGUGGUGAUUAUGUGCAAGAUGGACGAUGCCAAGCCAAAGCCUAAAACCUGGUUCUGGUUUAAAGACAACGGCACUGAAAAGGUGGCAGAGACUCCAAAGUACGACAUCAAAAACGACGGCAGGGUGACCAAGCUGCUGGUGCACAAUCUGACCCACGCAGACUCGGGUUUGUUUCACUGCAGCGCCGUCUAUGCCAUCGGCACAGCCGUGAGCCACGUGCAGCUGAAGGUGAUCACCAUUUAUGAGCCGCUGAAGCCCUUCGUGGCCAUCGUGGUGGAGGUGCUCGUCCUGGUCGCCGCCAUUCUGCUGUUUGAGAGGAGUCAGGCCAAGAAGCGCAAGGCAGCAGCCUCAGGGAACGACACAGCCGACGGUGAGCAUGGCACUGCCGCCACCGCCACCACGCCGCAGGGAGAAGCCAAUGGAGUGGAGGAGACGUCCUCCGCCAGACAACGCAAAGUGUGAAAGCACAGGCAGGUUGUGGAACAAAACACACAAAGCAAUAGUUUAUCCAACCAUUUUGUCAAUAUAAUCUAUUAGCACUGAAAGACAAACGGCAAUAACCAUGUUGCGUCUUAAUGGGUUGACUUUAGAGUGAACCUUGCGUCUUCCCACUUCCUGUUGAGGUGCUACAAAUGCGACACGCUUUGUGCACAUCAUUACGACAUCGCACUUGUUUGCUGAUUUUUGGCUGCUAAACAAUGCCAGUCAAAGGUUUUGCUGUUAUAUCAGUAACGCACAAAGUUGUUAACACUGCCUUACUAUCUUAAAGAAACACAGUAGAUGAUUUGUGCAGUAUUAGCUAUUGGUUGUUGGAUGUCAUGAGAUAGUAGAUGAUUUGUGCAGUAUUAGCUAUUAGUUGUUGGAUGUCAUGUGGACUAAAAAGGUGUCUAUAUAAUCAUUUAUGCACUACUGUAAUUUCAUAUGUGCACGUCUUCCUUCAUGCCAUAUUUAAUAUGUCGUCGAGCUGGUGAAAACACGUGCAAGUUAUUUUCUUUCACAUUAUUCAAGAUUCAAGAGAGUUUUAUUGUCAUGUGCAUAGUAAAACAGCAGUUAUACCAUGCAAUGGUAUUGCAAUGGCAUGCAAUUAAAAAACAACAACAUAAAAACACCUUGGUAAUGUUUACUUGAGAAAGUGAGGAGACAAUGGGCAGGGAGAGUCGGACAGUAACUCCAAAAAAAUAUGAAACUUGAGAAUUUAGACAUUGAUUCACUGCCACGUAAAUAUUUGGAAUCUGCUGAAUAGACGAAACGGUGCCACCUGCUGGAUAUAAUAGAGUACUGCGUCACUUGCAAAAAUAAACUCCGGAAAAAUAUGUAAAAAUUAGCUGAAUUUUCUCAUUCUUAUGUGCACAAAGCAUCUUAAAAAUAUAUAUAUAUAUACAGUGUUCUCUCGUUUGUCACGGGGGAUAGGUUCCCAAAAUAGCCCGCAAUAAGUGAAAUCCGUGAAGUAGCCAACUUUGUUUACAAUGAUUCUAUAUGUUUUAAGGCUGUAAAAUCCCUCACCAUACAUUUUGUACACUUUUCUCAGACAGGCAAUAACAUUUUCUCACAUUUCUCUCUUGCUUAAACACUCAAAGUUCAAAUUUCGUUUGAAUUUUAAUGAUUGACCUACCAGGUUGGACACAAGAAAUUGGCUCACGUGUAUUUCACUACUCUAACCGUGCCGCUUUGUCUUGGCGCUGUUCCACUGUACUGUAGCGUUUUUGUAUUGUUGUUAAAACAUAUUGCUCCUGUCGUCGUAUUGUCCUCCUCGUCCUCCAUGAACCAAAGAUUCAUUUCUUCAUACAAUGGCGCCCUACUGCCGCAAUGUCUACCAGCAUGUCCACAAGUCCAACUUUUGGUGCAACAAGAAAAUGGCAAACAUACAAAGACUGCAGGCUGUUGGCGAGCAUGACACAACAGGAGACAUGGCAGGGGGUCGCAAAGGAGAUUGGCUAUAGACCGUUGUCAAUCAGGAUGCGGAAGACAAUGGUGAACCGGUAUGGAACACUCCAUAUGUGUGAUAAAAUAAUAAAAUGCAUAUACUUUUUGUAUUGUCAUCAUU
Molecule: messenger RNA, 2591 nt
Organism: Dunckerocampus dactyliophorus (ringed pipefish)
Lineage: Eukaryota; Metazoa; Chordata; Actinopteri; Syngnathiformes; Syngnathidae
Gene: emb
Product: embigin
Exons: 9
Coding region: 80-1009 (309 amino acids)
Biological process (GO): cell-cell adhesion
Cellular component (GO): cell-cell junction
Molecular function (GO): cell adhesion molecule binding
Source: RefSeq, a predicted model, not a curated record